AUGUCUCUGCGACUUUCCAGUGGAUCCCGGAGAUCCUAUCCCCGGCCCAGCACAGGGUCACUCAGGCUCUCUGGGGGAGCAGGCAGCUUUGGAGCUGGAAAUGCCUGCGGCAUCCCAGGCAUUGGAAGCAGUUUCUCUUGUGCCUUUGGUGGCAGUUCCUCAGGGGCCAAUGCAGGGACAGGCAACCCUUGCGCCGGUUUUACCCUGAACGAGGGAGGCCUCCUCUCUGGCAAUGAGAAGGUGACCAUGCAGAACCUCAACGAUCGCCUGGCCUCCUACCUGGAUAACGUGCAAGCCCUGCAGGAAGCCAAUGCCGACCUGGAGCAGAAGAUCAAGGGCUGGUAUGAGAAAUUUGGACCCGGCUCUUGCAGGGGUCUUGACCAUGACUACAGUAGAUAUUUUCCUAUCAUCGAUGAUCUUAAAAACCAGAUCAUCGCUUCCACCACCAGCAAUGCUAAUGCUGUUCUACAGAUCGAUAAUGCCAGGCUGACAGCUGAUGAUUUCAGACUCAAGUAUGAAAAUGAGCUGGCUCUUCAUCAGAGUGUAGAGGCUGAUGUCAAUGGGCUACGCAGAGUUCUGGAUGAAAUCACCCUGUGCAGGACUGACCUGGAGAUUCAGUACGAGACCCUGAGUGAGGAACUGACUUACCUCAAGAAGAACCACAAAGAGGAAAUGCAAGUGCUGCAGUGCGCGGCGGGAGGCAACGUGAACGUGGAGAUGAACGCGGCGCCCGGGGUGGACCUCACCGUGCUGCUCAACAACAUGCGGGCCGAGUACGAGGCCCUGGCCGAGCAGAACCGCAGGGAUGCCGAGGCCUGGUUCAACGAAAAGAGCGCCUCGCUGCAGCAGCAGAUCUCCGAGGACGUCGGCGCCACCACCUCUGCCCGGAACGAGCUGACCGAGAUGAAGCGCACCAUGCAAACCCUGGAGAUUGAGCUCCAAUCCCUGUUAGCCACGAAACAAUCCCUGGAGUGCUCCCUGACAGAGACAGAGGGCAACUACUGCACUCAGCUGGCCCAGAUCCAGGCUCAGAUCGGGGCCCUAGAGGAGCAGCUGCACCAGGUCAGGACUGAGACCGAGGGCCAGAAGCUGGAGCAUGAGCAACUGCUGGAUAUCAAGGUCCACCUGGAGAAGGAGAUCGAGACCUACUGCCUCCUGAUAGGAGGAGAUGAGGGGGCUUGCAAGUCUUCAGGUUACAAGUCUAAAGAUUAUGGAGCUGGAAAUGUGGGAACUCAAAUCAAAGAUUCAGCCAAACCCAUAGUAGUUAAGAAAGUUCUUGAGGAGGUAGACCAGCGAAGCAAGAUCCUUACCACCAGGCUCCACUCUCUGGAAGAGAAAUCUCAAAGCAAUUAACAGAGAACAGCCAAACUCCUUCCAAGAAAAGGCAUUAACUGAGUCUGGGAAUAUGAGCAAGUCUAAGUAAAAUGUC
Molecule: messenger RNA, 1429 nt
Organism: Dipodomys spectabilis (banner-tailed kangaroo rat)
Lineage: Eukaryota; Metazoa; Chordata; Mammalia; Rodentia; Heteromyidae
Gene: Krt25
Product: keratin 25
Exons: 8
Coding region: 1-1353 (450 amino acids)
Biological process (GO): intermediate filament organization; hair follicle morphogenesis
Molecular function (GO): structural molecule activity
Source: RefSeq, a predicted model, not a curated record